Anthostomella pinea is the source of this 468-nucleotide messenger RNA. The record is from the annotation of a GenBank genome assembly. Lineage: Eukaryota; Fungi; Ascomycota; Sordariomycetes; Xylariales; Xylariaceae.
AUGGCCAGCGGAAACGGCGAGACCGUGAACCUCGACUCCCUGAGCGUCCAGCAGCUUGGCCAGGUCAAGAAGCAACUCGACGAAGAGCUGGAGCACUUGACCUCGUCCUUCACCCAGCUACACGCCGCCCAGUCCAAGUUCAGAGAAUGCCUUCGCUGUGUCCAAGGCGGCAAGUCACCUGCUCUCCAACAAGACAAGUCCAUCCUCGUGCCACUCACCAACUCUCUCUACGUCCGCGGCACCCUCGCGAGCGCCGAACACGUUGUUGUCGACAUCGGCACUGGCUUUUACGUCGAGAAGGAGAUCAAGUCGGCAACCCAGUUCUACGAGAACAAGGUCGGCGAAGUGGGAGGGAGCAUCAAAGAGCUGGAAGCCAUUGUGCAGUCCAAGACGAACAACGUCCGCGUCAUCGAGGAAGUUCUAAGACACAAGAUGGCCGGCCCGGCCCAGCCAACGCCCUCGUCCUAG